This is a messenger RNA of Talaromyces proteolyticus, 1473 nucleotides long. RefSeq lists its product as uncharacterized. The coding region runs from base 1 to 1473 and encodes 490 amino acids. The transcript is spliced from 2 exons. The record is from RefSeq and is a predicted model, not a curated record. NCBI's taxonomy places the organism in Eukaryota, Fungi, Ascomycota, Eurotiomycetes, Eurotiales, Trichocomaceae.
AUGCCAACGUUCGCGAAUCAUACGGGACCCAGCAGCUUGAUCACUCAUCUCCCCCAUGUACAGCUUGCUCAACUAUUGUUCAAACAUUAUGUGCAGACAGCCGACAGCUUGCAUAGGGAGAUACACAUUCCUUCCACGCAAGCACUCAUGGAAACUACGUAUGCCCAACUGUCAGCAUCAUUACCUGUAUCCACUGAGACCUUGGUCUUAUUCUACAGCAUCUUCGCCUCCAGCUCUUUCUAUGUGUGCCACGAACACUCACAUCAAGUGCAUCGCGAGCUCAAGGAUGCUCAUGAGUUGCAGCCUGUAUGGAAGAGGAUAGCACUGGAGUCGAUCAUGAGCCACGACGCGGUUGCCUCCUUAACUCUGACAUCAUUGCAGUCUAUAUCCAUCAUGAUGUAUUUGACGUGGGAUUCCGAAGGCCAGUCAACGACAUUCCAUACUCUACGGAGCCUGGCACAUACGAAAGCUAUACGGAUGAAGCUUCACCGAUUGGAUGCAGAUACGGCAACUGACUUUAUCCAAGCUGAGUUGAAGCGACGACUCUGGUGGCAUCUUGCAGCAACAGAUUGGUUAAUUGCCAGCGUGCCCGGUCCGCAGGAAGGCAUUUAUAGCUUCCAUACUAAACACAUGUGUGUUCGGUAUCCUGCCAACCUUGACGACGAAGACAUCCGGCCGGACGGGCUUUAUACAGAAGGCCUCCCAGCUGAUCAGCUGACGCAAAUGUCAUAUUUUCUUCAGCGGUUGAAGUUUGCAGAGCUCUGUCGCGACGUUAUGGACAGCCUCCCAAGCGACGAGGCGAGCCUUCCCUACGAUCAGGUCUUGAGGAUGAGCAGCUGCUACACUAACUUUCUGGACCGCCUUCCCUGGUUCUUUUGCCCCGAUGAGAAAAGGACAACCCAGGCGGCAGUUCUGGCAAGCCGACGCCCUUAUCUUCUCCGCCAGAAACCCGUGUUGCUGUACGGCAUAUACUCACGUAUCGGUCGUUUACACCGACUGUUUCUGCUACGAGGCUUCGACGAGAAAGGAUUCUUUUCUGUUUCUCAUUCCUUGGCAAUCCAGUGCGCUGAGAGAAUGAUAGAGAUCCGACGCAUGGUCGAGCCUGGUGAUCUCUGCCUGCACGUCCAUUCUCACAGCAUGGACCAGCACUCAUUCAGUGCGCUGCUGCUGUUGUCGAUAGCCGUCUUGGGGGAAAAGGACACAGAACUCGCGCAGAAGCGCAAGGCGACCCUGCUCCCCAUCUGCAGCAUGCUAAAGGAGAAACAAGGAUCGCUAAGUCGAGCUGGCCAUGGCAUUUCUGCUGCUAUCGACCGCUUGGUGGAGAUCUUGGAGAGGCCGAAUCAAGCGCAUGAUUGGCCGGUGGCUCACCCAGACAGAACACCAAUCCAAGAUGUAGCAACACUCUGGGAGGAAUUAAUCAGAGAACUGCCCAGUCCGUCAGACAUUCCAUGGGACGACUUUCUCGACUGGUAG